AUGGACGACGAAACAAUGUGUGAGUUAUUUCUUGAAGCUGAUAAACUUUUGAAUGGUAAUACUGACAUACAGACGACAAUUAAAAAUUUCCCAGAAUACCAUCAAUAUUGUCCCGAUAAUAAAAAAUGCUCAAAUAGGGCUGAAAGUAUUGGUGCUUUGAGCGCGUUUUUAUUUACGAAUUUUUACAAUACAGAAAGCAGUUAUUAUGAACAUUUUAUGAUGUGGUUAGGUCAUUAUUUAUUUAAGAUAGCCAAAAAAAGAAAAAAUGUAAACUUAAAUAUAAUGACUUUAAGUUCGGCUUAUAACAAAUAUUUAGAGAAAAGUACGGGUAAUCUUAGUCAAUGGAAUAUUAUAAAUGAUCUAAGUGGUGUGAAAGAUCCUAAUCUUAGGCAUAUGAGUGAAUUGUAUACGUUACUUAAACAUAUAUGUAAUACAUUUGCAUAUUAUAAAAAAAAUAAAAAUAAUAAAAUAAAAACUGUGAAUCUUCUUCAGAAUUCUGUAAAUUGUCUUAAUCAAUAUAGAAACCUUUACAAAACUUUUUCUAAAGAUGAUUCAUAUCUACCUCUAUUGGAAAAAUUAAAAAAAAUAUAUGACGACUUUAGAACUUCUGCUAUUAAUGAUGAUAUUGAUAAAAAAAAUAAUAUAGAAAAGCUCCUUCUAGAACUUACACCAAUAAAUGAAAAAGAUUCACAUUCUAAGAACAAUUUAAAAACGCUUGACUCUAAUGGUUCAAAUGAUCAAUUGCAAUAUGAGAAUACAUCCGAAAUUUCAAAGGAAAAAAACACUCCAAAGGAGCAAAAAGAUCCUAAAAUCGAAGGGAAGAAUAAUGAACAAAGCAUCAAACUACAAAAUUCAGUGGAUCAAACAUCAAGCCAAAGAGAAGAACCAUCAGUUACAGAAGUUGAAUUAAAAAUAUCAGGAAAUGAAGAAGAAGAUAGUGGAAAAUCACAAGAAGACUCUGAAGAACAAACAAAUACAAAUUUAUCAACGAAAACGAACAAUCAAACAGUAGUUCAAGAACAAUCUGGUGCAGAACCAGAACCACAGCUAAAAUCACAGACAGAAUCACCACCACCACCACAAGCACAACAAGCACAAGCACAACAAGCACAAGCACAACAAGCACAAGCACAACAAGCACAAGCACAACAAGCACAAGUACAACAAGCACAAGCACAACAAGCACAAGCACAAGCACAACAACAUCAACCAUCAUUGUCACAACAAGAACCAGAACAAGAACAAACACAGAUAGAAUCACAGAAAGAAUUAGCACCACAACAAGAAUCAUCAACAUCAUCAUCGUCAGAAACAAAAAAACAAGAACAGCUAGAAUCUCCAUCUACACAAGAAAAUUCAUUGACGAAACCUGUAAAGGGACUUUUAAAUAAUUUCUUUAAACCGUAUUUUUUAUCUUUUUAUGAUACCCUUACUGAUUAUGAGAAUCGUUUAUAUGAAAGUGUAUCAACUAGCUUAACAAAAGGUUAUUCUGCAUUUAAUAAAAUUUCUGAUGAUUUAAUUAAUCAUCUAAAUAAAGUAAAUGAUACAUUACCAUCAGUUGAUAAUAACAUUCACCAAAAAGAUUCGGAAAGUAAUUUAUCUCCAUCUGAUAGUCCAUCAGAAACGCCAUCGUCUUCAUCGACACAAUCUAGUGACAACAAAAUUGAAAGUGAAAAACACGAAACAAAUUUUGAAGAUGGAAGUGAAGAUACAAUAAGUGAACCUGAAGGUGGAAGCCAAGAAAUAAAUUCUGAACAACCAACACCAUCUCCUGAAGUGCCAUCAGAUGGUUCUCCCAAUGUAGCAUCUAGUCUAGAUAUUGGAAUAGGAGAGCCUGGAAUCAAUGUAGAAAAAGGCAUAUUUGAAAUAGGAUUUCCAGGAGGUGUAAUUAAAGGAUACAAAUUACUUGUAUAUGCAGUUAUAAUUAUUGCUAUACCCAUUAUUUUAGCAUUUAUGUAUAGGUAUUUUUCAUUUGGAUGGAGAAAGGAACUGAAGAAAAAAAAAAACAUGAAAAAGGUUAUAAAUAUGUUUGGUGCAAAUGAAAAGACAAAAAGAGUUAUAAACCCAACUGAUCGAAAAAAAAAAGUACAAAUAAUUAUAAAUUUAUUUAAAAAAAAACAGGAUAAAAAGCUUACAAAUUCAUCUACUCAAAAAAAGCAGACUAAGCAGUUUAUAAAUUCCAUUUGCUGGGAAAAAUAUCCAUUAUUAAAUAUAUAUAAACUUAUGGAGGCCAAUCCUGUACCAUUUAUUAUUUUGUAUUUGUUGUUUAUUUUUUAUGUUUAUAGAAGAAAAUACGAUUCUUUAGAAUAA
This is a messenger RNA of Plasmodium berghei ANKA, 2310 nucleotides long. RefSeq names its product BIR protein. The coding region runs from base 1 to 2310 and encodes 769 amino acids. The transcript has 3 exons. Lineage: Eukaryota; Apicomplexa; Aconoidasida; Haemosporida; Plasmodiidae. The record is from RefSeq and is a predicted model, not a curated record.